UUAGUUCUAAUCCAAAUAUGCACAGUGGGACCAGUGGGUAGUGAUAUGGUUGUAUCUUGUAUUAAAAAUUUAAUUWAUAUUAAUCAUUAAUGUGAUCAAAAUAAUAAAGAUCUUAAUGAAGAUUAUUARAACAUAGUGUUUUCAGAUUUACGUUAUUUUAAAUUAUUUUUUUCGUGAUMGGWUUUUGAUUUUUGUUGGACGUGUGACAUCUUACUGCUUUUAGUAACUUUUUAGUGGUCUACAUUUGUGAUUUACAUGCAAUUAUGUCCGCUACUACUAGGAACAUCCGUCACCAAACGCUGGAACAACAAAAACAACUGUUGGAAAUGAAAAUGAGACAGGUCAGACAAAAUCCGCAGAUUAUUAAAUCAUCAGACAAYGUCAUGCCAAGUGCAAGAAUACGGCCAAAAUCUGCUAGGCCACUAGAGAUGAAUUGUUAUGAUGGUCCAUUAACAUAUGCAAUGAUGAAUUGUAGUCCAGACUCCAGUGAUGUAUUAGGUGUAUCAAGACAUUCUAUUAAUCAUGAUAUUAUUGAAGAUAUGAGAAAAGAAGUAGCUGAAAUGACAGUUGAGGAACAUAGAGCAUCUCUAGAUACUGAUUUAGAUAUGAGAAAAGAAGUAGCUGAAAUGACAGUUGAGGAACAUAGAGCAUCUCUAGAUACUGARGAUGAAGAAUCUUGUUCCAUUUCUCCAGUUAAAAAUUUAAGYUCAAUACAUAUAAAAGAGAAUAGUCCCUUUAUUUAUCCUUCUUCAACAAUUACUGAUACAAAUGAAUUGGAAGGCGAUGUAUAUGGAAAUUUAGAAACAUUUGUCCUGGAACCGGCUGCCCAAGGUGUUCAUUAUAAAUGUCGUAUAACAAGAGACAAAAAAGGCAUGGAUCGAGGAUUAUAUCCUACAUAUUAUUUACAUUUAGACAAAGGAAAUGGAUCAAAAAUUUUUUUAUUGGCUGCUCGUAAACGUAAAAAAAGUAGAACAUCAAAUUAUCUAAUAUCAACAGAUCCAACUGAUUUGUCUAGAGGAGGUGAAUCGUAUGUUGGAAAGCUAAGAUCAAAUUUAAUUGGUACUCAAUUCACUGUUUAUGAUAAUGGUACAUCACCAUAUAAGUCAUCUAUAGAAGGAGUUCAAGAACGACAAGAAUUAGCAGCUGUAGUAUAUGUAUUUAUUUUAUUGUAUUUGAUUAUUUUUUCAGUUGAUUACAUUGUCCUGCAAUUCGGCCGAAUUUCAGAUGAUCUCUUUACAAUGGAUUACAGAUAUCCAUUGUGUGCAAUGCAAGCAUUUGCUAUCACUCUUAGUAGUUUUGAUAGCAAAUUAGCUUGUGAGUAGCUAAAAUAUAUUUGAUUUCAACUGGAAAGUCCUUAAA
Diuraphis noxia (Russian wheat aphid) is the source of this 1359-nucleotide messenger RNA. It is a transcript of the gene ktub, whose product is annotated as Tub domain-containing protein ktub. The record is from RefSeq and is a predicted model, not a curated record. Gene Ontology annotation, biological process: protein localization to cilium. Gene Ontology annotation, cellular component: cilium. Lineage: Eukaryota; Metazoa; Arthropoda; Insecta; Hemiptera; Aphididae.